AUGGCUACGGACGCCCCAAAGAUCCCCCGCCAGCAAGCGGUUAAGCACCCCUUGCCUGUUCAGCGACUUUUGUCUCUAUUGAACCACAUUUCAGAACAGCCAGGCCACUUCAUAUAUUCAAUCUGGCUGUUUACAUAUAGUGACCUUAAGACCAUCAUCGCCACUAGCUUUGGCUUUGGUCUACUUACCUCGCUGGGGGCAGCAUCCUUCGGGAUUGAUCCCGCGCCUGCAUGGUCAAUAUGCUUCCAGCGAGUGCCCCUCGCCCUAUUAUGGACAUGGCUGAACCUUCUACCUUUUACGAUCGACAAUCAGCGCCAACCAGAGGCUAUCAUGGAAGAUUCGCUCAAUAAACCGUGGCGAACCAUGCCGUCCAAACGCAUGACGGCAGAACACGCCCAGGUGGUGAUGUUCAUUCUCUAUGCAAUCGCAUUAGGUACCAGCAUCCGGGUUGGCGGACUCGCACAGUGCAUAACGCUCAUUGGACUCGGCUUCUGGUACAACGAUGCGAGGGGCGCGGAUAUUAGCUGCAUUCUGCGCAAUCUCAUCAACGGGCUUGGCUUCAUGUGCUUCACUUCGGGCGCUGCGCAGCUGGAGCUAGGUCCAUCCCAGUGGCAAUCAUUCAUCCGGACAGAUGGACUGGGUCUACCAUGGCUGGCCAUCAUUGGCGCGAUCGUCUUUACCACCGUCCAGACCCAGGAUAUGUAUGACCAGGCCGGAGAUAGUGCUCGAGGCCGGAAGACGCUGCCUCUGGUGAUUGGUGAUGCUAGCGCACGCUGGGUAACAGCUGCAACCAUGGUGUUUUGGGGCAUCGUUAGUCCUUGUUACUGGGGUUGGCUGCGGACUGGCCGGAGCGGGGUCCUGUUCUGGGGCGGGGCCUACAUGGCAGCCCUUGCAUGCAUCAUCGCCGGUCGUACUUUGACGCUGCGCUCCGUCCCUGCUGACAAGAAGACCUUCUUGUUGUGGAAUUUGUGGUUGGUCAGUCAAUACGCGCUGCCGCUGUGCGCUGGGCUCGGACGAGCAGGUGGGGUGUGA
Penicillium cataractarum is the source of this 1032-nucleotide messenger RNA. RefSeq names its product UbiA family prenyltransferase. Gene Ontology annotation, cellular component: membrane. Gene Ontology annotation, molecular function: transferase activity, transferring alkyl or aryl (other than methyl) groups. The record is from RefSeq and is a predicted model, not a curated record. NCBI's taxonomy places the organism in Eukaryota, Fungi, Ascomycota, Eurotiomycetes, Eurotiales, Aspergillaceae. The transcript has a single exon. Bases 1 to 1032 code for a protein of 343 amino acids.